GACAUGGACAUGUCUUGCUGUCCGACUGGCUGGUGAAUCUAACGGGAGAAAUAAAGAAAUACACUGUACAAAGAUUCCUGGAGCUCGAUUAACACCAAACGGAUAUAAAUAAGUAAGAGAUUUCAACAAGGAAACCAAAUGGGUGAAAAAAGCUUAAGGAAAAGAAAAGGAGAGGACAAUGGAAAAGAAGAUGGACAAUCCAUUCUGAGUGAUGAACCACAAACGACAAACCUACAAAAACAGGUGGGCCUCAUCAGUGGUAUCUGUAUGAUUGUUGGUACAAUUAUUGGCUCUGGUAUCUUUGUCUCUCCAAAAUCUGUACUUGCCAAUGUUGGAGCUGUGGGUCCUUGUUUAACCAUCUGGGCAGCCUGUGGAGUUCUUGCAACAUUAGGUGCACUUUGUUUUGCUGAACUUGGUACAAUGAUCACAAAAUCUGGGGGAGAAUAUCCUUACCUUAUGGAGGCAUUUGGCCCAAUUCCAGCAUUUUUGUUUUCUUGGACAAGCUUACUCGUCACAAAACCCAGUUCAUUUGCAAUCAUUUGUCUCAGCUUUGCAGAAUAUGCAUCAGCUCCUUUUUAUCCGGGUUGCGAUCCACCGCAAGUUGUCAUCAAGUGCCUUGCAGCAGCUGCCAUUGUGGUAAUCACAAUAGUGAAUUCACUGAGUGUGAAGCUGGGAAGCUAUCUCCAGAAUUUUCUCACAGCUGCUAAAAUGAUCAUUGUCACAAUCAUUGUUGUAAGUGGAAUCGUUCUCCUUGCACAAGGAAAAACUGAAAACUUUGAAGAUUCUUUCAAGGACAGUAAAACUUCUGUUAGCUCCAUUGGUCUGGCAUUUUAUAAUGGACUCUGGGCAUAUGAUGGAUGGAAUCAACUCAAUUACAUCACAGAAGAACUUCAAAAUCCCUACAGAAAUCUACCGCUAUCUAUAAUGAUUGGAAUCCCCUUGGUUACAGUCUGUUACCUUCUGAUAAACAUUUCCUAUUUCACUGUAAUGACUUCAACAGAACUCCUCCAGUCCCAAGCAGUUGCUGUGACAUUCGGAGAGAGAGUCCUUUAUCCAGCCUCUUGGAUAGUUCCUCUCUUUGUGGCCUUUUCUACAAUUGGAUCUGCCAAUGGGAACUGUUUUGCUGCAGGCAGACUUGUUUAUGUUGCAAGUCGUGAGGGGCACAUGCUAAAGGUGCUAUCUUACAUUAGUGUUAAGCGUUUAACACCAGCACCUGCUAUCAUAUUUUACGGGGCCAUUGCUAUUAUUUAUAUUAUCCCUGGUGACAUUGACACACUCAUAAAUUAUUUCAGUUUCGCAGUCUGGAUAUUUUAUGGUUUAGCUGUACUUGGACUCAUUGUUAUGAGGUUUACAAGAAAGGACCACAAGAGACCAAUCAGGAUACCCAUCGUCAUUCCAGUCAUAGUGACAUUAGCGUCCAUUUUACUGGUACUGGCACCAAUCAUCAGUGCACCUGAACUGGCCUAUUUGUACUGUGUUUUAUUUAUACUUAGUGGACUUAUAGUUUAUGUACUUUUUGUUCAUUUUAAAUUCAACUGGCCUCAAAAAAUAUCAAAGCCCAUCACGAUGUACCUUCAGAUGCUUCUGGAAGUUGUUCCAGCAGAGGAAGCUACUGAAUAAUUUUUUUUUAUAUGUACCAGGUUGUUUUUAGGUGCUAUACUGCUUGAGGAGAUUCAAGUUUGUUUGGCACACAUUUAUACUUUCUAAAUUGUUAUGUUCAUACUGGUGUAUUAUUUUUGCAACACUUCAGUACUUGAAAAAUGUUAAAUAUAUAAGAAUAAAAGAUUUCUGAGCC
Antrostomus carolinensis (chuck-will's-widow) is the source of this 1795-nucleotide messenger RNA. RefSeq names its product solute carrier family 7 member 9 (gene SLC7A9). Gene Ontology annotation, cellular component: membrane. Gene Ontology annotation, molecular function: neutral L-amino acid transmembrane transporter activity; L-cystine transmembrane transporter activity. NCBI's taxonomy places the organism in Eukaryota, Metazoa, Chordata, Aves, Caprimulgiformes, Caprimulgidae. The record is from RefSeq and is a predicted model, not a curated record. The transcript has 13 exons. Gene Ontology annotation, biological process: L-cystine transport; amino acid transmembrane transport. Bases 139 to 1620 code for a protein of 493 amino acids.